CGCAAAACACGCCUCCUCAGGGCAAUGUGGUCAGGUCAUUCAGGCAACGACGACGGCUCGUGAUACAUCCAUUUAUUUGCCGCAACUCCACGGCUUUCCCAACUCAGCACAACCUCUGAGAAAUUCUCCGACCUUGCACGACCACAUGUUGUGAUCGUUCCCGAGUACAGCCCCGCCUGGCAAACAUGGCCAUCCUCACCGCCCUUGCGAUCGUGCUACUGGGUGUCAUCAGUCUAGCGGGCUUGUUGCCCUAUGGUCUGCGCUGGUUUGGACGAUUUCUAGGCCAAUCAAUUAGAAGCAAGACACAGAACCGCCGAGAGUUACUGUUCACACGUGCGGUUGCCGAAGAGAAAGAGCGAGCGCGAGCGUUUUACAAUCCCACCCUGGAAGCGAAUCCCGUGGAAGAGAAAAAGACGCCAUCUUCAACUUCGCUAGAUUCAGACUGGGAGAAGGUUGCGACGACAGCUGAAGGUCAACGGACACCUACUGCGACGAACGCAAAGGAAGAGAAUGUCUCGGUGGACGAGGAAUACGAUGGUGUCAUUGCCUUCUUCCAUCCAUUUUGCAACGCCGGUGGUGGCGGUGAACGAGUUCUGUUCGCUGCUAUUCUAGCGACACAACAUCAAUAUCCUCGAGCGUUAUGUGUUGUAUACACUGGCGACCAUGAUGCCAGCCGUGAUCAGAUUCUACUCAACGCACGGAACCGGUUUAAUAUCGACCUCAAUCCUGCGCGCGUGGUCUUCCUUUACCUCACCACUCGGGAGUUUGUCCUCGCCAACAAAUGGCCGUAUUUCACUUUGCUGGGCCAAAGUUUCGGCAGCUUGAUCCUCGGUUGGGAUGCGCUGAAUCUCCUUGCACCGGACAUUUACGUUGACACGAUGGGCUAUGCCUUUACUCUUGCGCUGUGCAAAUGGCUGUUUCCACGCAUACCGACUGCUGCUUAUGUUCACUACCCGACCAUCAGUACCGAUAUGUUGCAAUCGUUGAAUGCGCCUGAUGGUUCAAGCCAGGGAUUGAAUGCAGGUGCAGGAAAAGGGCUACGAGGUCAAGUCAAACAAAUUUACUGGCAACUUUUUGCGAAGCUGUACUCGCGUGUCGGUGGCAGCGUCGACACCGUCAUGACCAACAGCAGCUGGACCCAAGGCCACAUUUCAUCCCUCUGGGGCCCAUCCCGCGCACGUAAGCAAGCAAAACGACCCAAAUCCUCCCCUCCAUCGCGGCCUAUCACAGUGGUAUACCCUCCGUGCGCCGUCUCCGAACUCCAACAGAAGAUCGCCGUCGAUGCCUCGAGCGAAGCCACAUCCCGAACCAACAACAUCCUCUACAUAGCACAAUUCCGACCAGAGAAGCAACAUGCUGAAAUCAUCGAUGCUUUCCACAAAUUCCUUCGAGACGUCCAUCCAAACACACCCGUGUCGUCGCGACCACGUCUGAUUCUCGUAGGCAGCGUGCGUGAUGACGCGGACGAGAAGCGGGUUUACAAACUUCGCCUACAUGCCCAAGAAGUCAAGGACAGUGUAGAUUUCGUGGUCAACGCCAAAUGGCCGCAGAUUCUCAACUUCCUAUCGAGCUCCGCCGUCGGUGUCAAUGGCAUGUGGAAUGAGCAUUUCGGAAUAGGUGUCGUGGAGUACCAGGCCGCAGGUCUGAUCUCCGUGGUCAACAAUUCCGGCGGGCCAAAGGAGGACAUCGUCGUGGACAUUGAUGGAGGACCAACCGGUUUCCACGCCUCCACAGAAGCCGAAUUUGCCGCCGGCUUCGAAAAGGCUCUCGCGUUAUCUCCCGAAGAUGCGCUCGCGAUGCGGUUGCGCGCGCGCAAGAGCAGUUGGCGCUUCUCGGAGCAGGUCUUCAGCGAAGCGUGGAACAAGGAGAUGCGCGCGUUAGUAGAUUCGGCUGUUGCACAGCAGAAGAGGAAGAAAAAGUUAUAGACGGAUUAUUUUCCACGGAGGAGUUCGAAGGAAGAAAAAGACAGGAAAAGGCAAGAGAUGUCUACAUCGUUAUUGUCGCGCAUGAUACACGUGCCAUGCUGCCUCGAUUUGAUACAGUGUACGGGCAUUCGUCGCAUUGUUUGCAUCUCCAUAUGAUAUCCUCAUCGUCGUUCUGUGUUCUGCCAUCAAUUUUGGCACAUAUUUCGCUUUACUGUUUUUUCCCGUACACCCGUGAAGCUGUCUUAACACCAUAUAUUUGAGAUGCUUUUUGCAAA
Messenger RNA from Dissoconium aciculare CBS 342.82, 2200 nucleotides. RefSeq names its product glycosyltransferase family 4 protein. Bases 186 to 1925 code for a protein of 579 amino acids. NCBI's taxonomy places the organism in Eukaryota, Fungi, Ascomycota, Dothideomycetes, Mycosphaerellales, Dissoconiaceae. Gene Ontology annotation, molecular function: GDP-Man:Man(3)GlcNAc(2)-PP-Dol alpha-1,2-mannosyltransferase activity. Gene Ontology annotation, biological process: protein N-linked glycosylation. The record is from RefSeq and is a predicted model, not a curated record. The transcript has 2 exons. Gene Ontology annotation, cellular component: endoplasmic reticulum membrane.